AUGGCUGCAAAGCAAGGGUACGGGCCAGAUCUGAAAAAAUAUCUCAAUUUGAAUGUGGAUAUUAAGCUGAAUGGAAAUCGAAGAGUUUGUGGAGUACUACGAGGAUAUGACCAACUUAUGAAUCUCGUAUUAGAAAAUGCAUAUGAAAUCGCAGGCCCUAUUAAAAGAGAAAUCGGCUCAGCUUUUAUCCGCGGUAAUUCCGUAAUAAUGUGGGAGUGCAUCGAUAAAGUAGUUUCCUAACUCCCCCCCCUCCGUGAGUGAACAAAAACAUUAGAAAAAUCGCUAUUUUUUGCCCCAAAACCCACUCCGUGAGUGAACAAAAAAUUUUUUUUAAUAGAAAAUUUUUUAUUGAAAAAAAUUUUUUUGAUAUAUAAAUGAUAAUUAGUAUAAUGAAAUCUAGAGCUAAUUCUGUUUAAUUUUAAACGAAUUGCUUUUUAAAACAUAAAUUUUACAAAUUAAAUUAAUAUUUGCUUUACAAUUUUUGUGAAUUAGGAUUUUUUUAAAUUUCGAAAGAAAACAAAAAUUUUUUAUAAAAUUUAUAUAUAAAUUUUUUUUAAAAACAAAAAUUAAACCCCCUCCGUGAGUGAACAAAAUUUUUUGUUCACUCACGGAGGGGGGGAGUAA
This is a messenger RNA of Blepharisma stoltei, 624 nucleotides long. The record is from the annotation of a GenBank genome assembly. NCBI's taxonomy places the organism in Eukaryota, Ciliophora, Heterotrichea, Heterotrichida, Blepharismidae.